AUGGCACGAACAAAACAAACUGCUCGUAAAUCAACUGGUGGUAAAGCACCACGUAAACAGUUAGCCACCAAGGCUGCACGUAAAUCGGCUCCAUCAACUGGUGGUAUAAAAAAACCGCAUCGUUUCCGACCAGGUACUGUCGCUUUACGUGAAAUUCGUCGUUAUCAAAAAUCCACGGAAUUACUCAUUCGUAAAUUGCCAUUUCAACGACUCGUUCGUGAAAUCGCACAAGAUUUCAAAACGGAUUUACGUUUUCAAUCGGCAGCUAUUGGCGCUCUUCAAGAAGCAAGUGAAGCUUAUUUGGUAUCACUUUUCGAAGAUACCAACUUAUGCGCUAUUCAUGCCAAACGUGUUACCAUUAUGCCGAAAGAUAUUCAAUUGGCACGACGUAUCCGGGGUGAACGUGCUUAA
This is a messenger RNA of Adineta ricciae, 411 nucleotides long. NCBI's taxonomy places the organism in Eukaryota, Metazoa, Rotifera, Eurotatoria, Adinetida, Adinetidae. The record is from the annotation of a GenBank genome assembly.